Messenger RNA from Stylophora pistillata, 429 nucleotides. RefSeq lists its product as uncharacterized. Lineage: Eukaryota; Metazoa; Cnidaria; Anthozoa; Scleractinia; Pocilloporidae. The record is from RefSeq and is a predicted model, not a curated record.
AUGAAUUGUUUGGAUGGUUCUCUCGGAAGCUGUGUCGGUGGUUCGUGGCUUCAGAAUUACAGUUAUGUUGUCCUGGAACAUGGUAUGAUGGACAAAAAGUGUCGCGUGUGCCCUAAUCACCAUUACAAUGACCUUGAACGAGCAGUCACUGCGUGGAACAGGGCAUACUACAUCGGUUUUAAACCCUGUUUUUCAUGUGCGAAGGCUGUCCACAUAACUUGUGUGAAGCGCUUCCUCAAAAAGGUGGAAACCGACACGAACAUAUGCCACGAUGUGCAAGAGUUUAUCAAUUGUUACAAGGAGGCGGUGGUCAAGAAGCGUUGUUCCGGACGGAGUUUUGACAUCGUGAAGAGUUUUUACAAUCUUUGUAGCCAAUUGGGAGAGAGAAUGUUAAAGGAAGACGAGAAGCACCCCAGGUUGAUGUGCUAA